Messenger RNA from Halichondria panicea, 562 nucleotides. RefSeq lists its product as uncharacterized. The transcript has 4 exons. The record is from RefSeq and is a predicted model, not a curated record. The coding region runs from base 131 to 562 and encodes 143 amino acids. Lineage: Eukaryota; Metazoa; Porifera; Demospongiae; Suberitida; Halichondriidae. Gene Ontology annotation, cellular component: membrane.
AUAAUUAUAUAGCGCCAUUUGUCGGUCAUUGCAUUGAAAAAGGGUGGGGCGGCUGAUGCAGACUAGCUUACAGAGCAUGCGCAAAACAGCUUGUAGUUCAUUGUAGCUGGUUGUGAUAUUCAAUUGCGUGAUGUCUUUGUUCAAGUUUAAGUAUUCAGCCAUCAUGGCCAAUGAAGCAGAUAUCAAGAGUGAAUGCAAAACACUGGAGGAGGAAGCAGAGAGUAUAGUCAUUGUGGAUUACAAGUUGAUCGGUUUUGAGUAUGGUGCUCCUGUGGCAGUGUCUCGCCCGAGCAACUAUAGGGACAGGUUGCUCAUGGCAACGGCAUGCUGCUGCUGCUGUGGACUGGCAGCUGUUAAAUGCUCCAACGAUGUCAACUCCAAGCUAAGAGUUGGGGACAUGGAAGGAGCGAGGAAAGCUUCUGACAAGGCACUCUGUUUCACCAACACUGCUGUGAUGACUGGCCUAGGCAUUCUAACCGCCAUUAUUCUGCUUUUCGUGGCUAUUCUGUUGGUACUUAUAUUUAUAUUCAUUGAUGCAGCUUCUAAAGGAUUUCGUUUCUAA